This is a messenger RNA of Cryptomeria japonica (Japanese cedar), 1746 nucleotides long. RefSeq lists its product as uncharacterized. Gene Ontology annotation, molecular function: nucleic acid binding; 3'-5' exonuclease activity. The record is from RefSeq and is a predicted model, not a curated record. The transcript is spliced from 9 exons. NCBI's taxonomy places the organism in Eukaryota, Viridiplantae, Streptophyta, Pinopsida, Cupressales, Cupressaceae. The coding region runs from base 143 to 1462 and encodes 439 amino acids. Gene Ontology annotation, biological process: nucleobase-containing compound metabolic process.
CGCCCCGUCCAAACGAAAAUACGUAAAAAAAGAAGAAACGAAAAUUCAGGGAAAGUGUCAGGAACUUUUUUUCCCCUUCCCUUCACUAUUCUUAUGCUAACUCCAACCCUUGGUAAACCAUUUUUUUCUGCUUCAGUUGCUUAUGGCGUCUGGAUGGCCAGACACGGAGAAGGCAAUUGAUAAUGGAGGAGAUGCACAGUACGGUUGGGAGGCGGCAGCAGAACAAAUGCAAAAUUGGCAGCAAUGGGGAACGAAUUCAGAGCAAUGCAGUCAUUACCUGCAAUUGUCGGACGUGGUUGAUUCAGAAGAAAAUGUCAUAUGCUGGGUUGAUACAAUUGAGGGGUUGAUGGAUGCUACAAGCUAUUUUAGCUCCGCUGAGAUUGAGGUGGUUGGAAUAGAUUGCGAGUGGAAGCCAAACUAUGUGAGAGGGCAGGACCCAAAUCAGGUUUCUAUUUUACAAAUUGCUACGGGAAAAAAAGUGCUAAUAUUUGACUUGAUAGGACUUUAUGAGAGAGAACCUAAUGUGUUGGACACCUGCCUAAAAGUUGUUUUUCAUUCUCCGAGCAUUUUGAAGCUAGGUUAUGGUUUUCGCCAAGAUCUGGAGCAGCUUUUUGAAUCAUACACAGAUCUAGAGUGUUUUCACUUCUGUGAUGGUAUUUUGGACCUUCAAAAGCUUUAUGGACCCAAGGGUGGCCUUUCUGGCCUUGCGAAGACUCUUUUGGGAAGUGAGUUAAACAAAGAAAGACGGAUGAGUAACUGGGAGCGGCGCCCCUUGACCCAUAGCCAGCUGCAUUAUGCAGCUCUUGAUGCAGCUGUCCUUGUUGCUAUAUUCAAUGUUGUACGUUGUGAAGCUUCAUCACAUGGAAGUUCAGGGACCCAAGACACGUCUCACUGGAAAUCACUAGUUACAUGCUGCACAACUAGUGCGACACACAAAAGGAAUCCUGGAGUUCUUCCAGAAGCUGAUUUAGCUGGUGCUGCUGUGGGAGAACUUGCAGAUAACCAGGUUUCAAGAAUUACAAGGGAGCAGAGUGUUAGUGUGUCAGUCACAGACAGUAAAUCUGAAUCAAUGGUUACUUCUGGAUCAGAUGAUUUGAGGAGAAACAGUGGGACUACAGGACCAAGGAGUGUUGGAGAAAACUGGCAAUUACAACCAAAGCCUGUGUUGCAAGAAACUUCUUCUAAAGCCAGAGCUGUAGGAAGGUUAGGACCAGCUAAAGGAUGUUGGAAUUGUGGGGGAGAUCAUUAUAUGAAUAAGUGCCCAAACAAUCCAGAUACAACCACCAAGACAACAGCUAGAAUCUAUGCAGCCGUGGAUAGGUGUGAAGCAGAUAAUCAAGCUUCCCCUGUAGGACUUAAAGGCACUACAAGUGGAAGGGGCCGGCGGAAUCUACCUUGGUCCACUCGUAAUCCUAGACAGGCACAAUAUACAACUAUGAAACAGAACCAGACAACAGGGUAAAGUUGUUUGGGACCAAUAUGAUGAGUGAGGAGCCACCUGUGAAGAUGACGACAUGAUUAAAAGGAAUAUCCAAACUUGUUUAAUUAAUCUGAAUUGACAUAAAACUAAAGGAAGGAUGAUGUCACAUUCCUAUAAAACACACUUAAUCUUCACCCAUAGUCCUGUUGUAGUUUGGAUUAAGGUGGAAGCCUGGUAAAUAUGUUGAUUGUCUUGGCUUCAAUGUGCUAUCAUAAACAAUUAAAUGUUUUGAUCAAUGAUAUUAUGAUGGUUUUAGUUUUAUUGCA